This is a messenger RNA of Oncorhynchus mykiss (rainbow trout), 2322 nucleotides long. RefSeq lists its product as uncharacterized. NCBI's taxonomy places the organism in Eukaryota, Metazoa, Chordata, Actinopteri, Salmoniformes, Salmonidae. Gene Ontology annotation, cellular component: shelterin complex. The record is from RefSeq and is a predicted model, not a curated record. Gene Ontology annotation, molecular function: telomeric repeat DNA binding. Gene Ontology annotation, biological process: regulation of telomere maintenance via telomere lengthening; telomere capping.
AAAUCCAUGACCUGGAAGUACCUUUUUAGUGUUGCUGUCGAGACACUGGAUCUAGCAACCUCUAUACAAAACGGUUUUAUUUAUCUUAGCUAACUAGGGUAUUGUUAGCUUGAGUACAUUUGUCAACUUUUUUAUUUACGUUGCAAUCGCUUUAAUAUAACGUAUAUUCUAGGCUUGGUCGCACUAUCUAACGUUAACAUCAAACUUUUUAGCUAGCUUGUUUCGAGGGCUUUUUGCUUUGCAAACUAGCCAUGGAUAACAUUAUUGAUCCAACAUCAGAACAAGGUCUCCCUCUGUUCUCCUUGCGUCUCCUGGUUCCACCUCUACGCCUGAUGUGCGCUUUCAUGUGGCAAGUGACUCAACAGCGUAAUGUGAUGCAGUAUGGAAAGCUGGAGGAAUUUGUGACUUUGGUGACAGAGAUGGUUCCAGAGCUGCUGAACUCCAGGCAGAGGACCCAACUCAUCCUGGGACUGAGAGCAAGGAUGGUUUUAGAGUUGUGUCGCAGUAAGGGCACAGCUGACCUGCUGACCAUCCAGGCCCACCUGGACAUAAUCCACACAUUGACAGAAACAUCUUUACACAAAGAGAGUCAUGGUGAUGAAUUGGAGGCUUCAGAUUCUAACUUUGUGGAGCUAGUCCAAACCCUGCUGGAAGACCCUUCUGAGAGGGAGCAUUUCUUCCAGGAGGUGUUCCCAGUCCACUAUGGCCCUCGGUAUGACACAGCGCUGCAGACACUGGUGUGGGAGUUCCUCUCCAGACUGGAGGAGCUGCUGCCUAUACCAGACCUCACGCAGACAACAGCAUGGCUCGGUGCUGCCCCCUCUGUCCUGGAGGAAUGUGGGCAGACUGUCUUUGACCCUGAACAACUGAAGACAGUGUUGCAGCACCAUCAGCGUCAUGGAAACCUGAACAAUAGUCAUGUCUCUAAUUACACCACAGAUACCAUCCUGUCCACACUGUCCCUCCCUCCAAUAAUCAGAGUUGUUAUUAACUACGAACCAGACAACUCUGACAAUGUGAGGCCAUUCUCAGAUGACGAUGAAGACCACAAUGAAAUCCUGGAUGAAGGCACUGGUAGAUGUUUGGAGGAUCUAGGACUGUCAACAUCACAGGAACAGGAGGGUCUGUCACCUGCAGAGACCUCAGAGUUGGUUACUCCAGGACCCUGUGAUGGUAAGGAAAAUAAAAAAGAAUUGAACUUGGAUCAUUCUCUCAACGUGAUGGUGAAUGCUGACGAGCCAUCCCAGGUUCUUACCUGCACUCUGCCGCCAUUCUCUCACAGUGAAAUGGCCAACCUCUGCAAGACCGACCAAGUAGAAAAGGACAGAAAGCAGGUUGACAAGAAAGAAGAGGUGGUCAGAAAAGGGGACAAAAAGAAUGUGAUCAAACCGGUUGACAAGAAAAAAGAGGGAUCCCCUGCACCCCAAAACAGGACUCAUACAUGUGAGUGUGGGAAGGUUUUCAAAAAACCAUCACUGUUGACGCUACAUAUGGGAGUUCACACGAUGCCACAUCAUUGUGACCAGUGUCCCAAACGAUAUGCUACUCCUGGGGCACUGAAAAAGCACCAGCUACUUCACACAGAAGAAAGACCAUUCGCAUGUGAACACUGUGACCGGAGGUACAGGAGUGCUUAUGAUCUCAAAGUGCAUGUACGCAUUCACUCUGGGGAGCGCCGUCACAUGUGUACUAUUUGUAAGAAGAGGUUUGCCCAUCCAAGUACACUAGUGAGACACACGCGAAUGCAUGCUGGGGAGAAGAAUUAUUUAUGUAGCAUAUGUGGUAAGGCAUUCCUUAGCUCAGGAGAAGUGCGACUGCAUACACGAACGCACACAGGAGAAAACCCCCACACCUGUAAACAUUGUGGAAAGGGUUUCAAAGCAUCUUGCCAUCUUACGGUUCAUCUGCGAUCUCACACAGGCGAGCGUCCUUACACCUGCACCCAAUGCCCCAAAUCUUUCACUACCUCAGACUCUCUUAGAACGCACAUAUAUAUUCACACUGGGGAGAAACCUCACCAAUGCUCAGAGUGUGGGAAAACAUUUACUCAAAGGUGUAAUAUGGUAAAUCAUAUGAGAAGAAUUCACCGGUUAAGAUUCUCCAAAAGCAGUCCAACAGAAAGAAACACAAAGUCUCGUAAAAAUGCUUUGAGUUCGAAAGAAACUAUGUAAUAGGUCAUUCCAAUCAGAAUAUUGAUUGGAAUUAUUGAGACAAGAAAUUCCAUGUAUAAUCCUGUUUUAAAUACAUGGUUUUACAGGUCCUCUUUUGUAUAUCAGAUUAUCAUAUCAAAAUAUGUUUUUUAAUAAACUUCAAAUCAAGGUU